AUGCCCGAGCGCUCCGGGCCAGGCCGGCUCCGGCUCCUGUUUCUGCUGCUGUUGCUCUCCGCCUCGGCGCAAGGGAAAGGCAAGGUGCUAGAUGAUGCAGACCAAGUGCGCAUGACCUCUGAAGGCUCCGAUUGCCGCUGCAAGUGUAUUUUGCGACCACUCAGCAAAGAUGCCUGCAGCCGCCUUAAGGAAGGCAAGAUGCGAGUGGAGGACUUCUACACAGUAGAGACGGUCAGCUCAGGCACCGACUGCCGUUGUUCCUGUACUGCUCCACCUGCCUCGCUCAACCCCUGCGAGAAUGAAUGGAAGAUGGAGAAGCUCAAGAAACAGGCACCUGAGCUUCUGAAGCUGCAGUCAAUGGUUGACCUUCUGGAGGGUACCCUAUAUAGUAUGGACAUGAUGAAAGUGCAUUCAUACAUCAACAAGGUGGUCUCACAGAUGAACACUCUUGAGGAGACUAUCAAGACCAAUCUGAGCCGGGAGAAUGACUUCAUGAAAGAGAGCGUCCUGCAUCUGAGCAACCAGAUGAAGCGCUACGAGAACUAUUCAGACAUCAUGAUGGGCAUCAAGAAGGAACUCUCCAGCCUGGGGUAUCAGCUGCUGCAGAAAGAUGCCGCUGCUGUGCCUGAGACCAAAGCGCAGGACACAUCUGGAGGAAAAGACAGGGACGGUGGUGGGAAGUACUCCGGCACUCGGAAGAACCUGGGGGACAAGGCUGUACUGAAGGCUCCCAAGGAGAAGCCACCCAAACCAGAGAAGCCAAGAAAGGAAAGUGCAAAGGGGCGGCUGGGACUGUCACCACCCACUUCCAAGCCCAGAUCAUCAGGGCACCAGCAAACUGUUAUCCGAGGUGUCACUUACUACAAGGCUGGACAUCGGGAAGAAGCAGAGGGGCUGGCGAGCAACCCUGAGAACCCUAUAAAGGGGGCACAGCAGAUGAAGCAGCAGGAAGGCAAAGACCCUGCAUUCCAACCAGCUCAGGAGGUACAGAACAGAGUUUGGGAAACCCCUACAACUCCCAGCACGACUGCAAGACCCAGCACCAGCACAACCCGGCCUCCCAUUACAAGCACUCCAAGUCCUCCAAGCACUGCUGUUCCCACAGAGGGACGUGGCGACAUCACUGAGGGGCCUGAAACCCCCAACCGUGUGCAUGAGGCAGCGUGUGAAGGUACCCUGGAGUCGGUGGAGGCUCCUGAGAAGCACCACAGCUAUGGACGCAAUGAGGGAGCUUGGAUGAAGGAUCCAGUUGCCAAAGACGACCGCAUCUACAUCACCAACUAUUACUAUGGGAACAGCCUGGUGGAAUUCCGCAACCUGGAGAAUUUCAAACAAGGGCGUUGGAGCAACUUGUACAAACUGCCCUACAACUGGAUCGGGACAGGCCACGUGGUGUUCCAGGGAGCUUUCUACUACAACCGGGCCUUCACCAAGAACAUCAUCAAGUACGACCUGCGGCAGCGCUAUGUGUCAGCCUGGUCCUUGUUGCAUGAUGUGGUCUAUGAGGAUACCACACCGUGGAAAUGGCGGGGCCACUCAGACAUCGACUUUGCUGUGGACGAGAGUGGCCUGUGGGUGAUCUAUCCUUCCGUGGAUUAUGACUAUUCCCAGCAGGAGGUCAUUGUGGCGAGCAAGCUGGACCCUAGUGAUCUGUCCAUCCAUAAGGAGACCACAUGGAAAACAGGCCUCCGGCGUAACUCCUACGGGAACUGCUUCAUCAUCUGUGGUAUCCUGUAUGCGGUGGAUGUGUAUGACACAAAGGAAGGGCAGGUGACCUACGCCUAUGAUACCCACACAGGCACUGAGGCUAACCCUAAGUUGCCCUUCAUUAAUGAUUUUGCAUUCACCACCCAAAUUGACUAUAACCCUAAGGAGAAAGUCCUCUAUGCCUGGGACAAUGGCCACCAGGUCACCUACAGACUGCACUUUGUUGCCUGAGGGCUUGGUCCUCCCUUGCCACCCCACAGAACAUGUGCUGGGAUAACAU
Messenger RNA from Euleptes europaea (tarantolino), 1987 nucleotides. RefSeq names its product olfactomedin like 2A (gene OLFML2A). The transcript is spliced from 8 exons. NCBI's taxonomy places the organism in Eukaryota, Metazoa, Chordata, Lepidosauria, Squamata, Sphaerodactylidae. Gene Ontology annotation, biological process: signal transduction. The coding region runs from base 1 to 1938 and encodes 645 amino acids. The record is from RefSeq and is a predicted model, not a curated record.